CCUUGCUUGGCACCAAGAUGAAGGGAAGCCACAGUAACAAACAAAUCUUUGGGUUUUCUGUGAGUUUUCCAGGCUGCAUGGCUAUGUCCCAGUAGCAUUCUCUCCUGACGUUUCACCCAAUCUAUGGCAGGCAUCCUCAGAGGUUGUGAGGUUUGUUGGAAACUAGGGCCAAGAAAGGGAGCGGAGGGUCUGCCUGCAUUGAGAUCCUGAAUUCAGACCAUCUUAACUGAUUGCAAAAAUAUCAUCUGAGACAAAAUGUUAAUGAAUUCCAACACCAGGUGAAACAAAUGAAGCAAAAGGCAGACUGAAUUAUUAUUUUUCUCAGGAGGAGUUAUGAAAGGGAUAAUUGUCUGAAGUAGUAGAUACUGAAAAGUUUCACUCCGUAUCAUUGAUUAAUGCUCUUUCAAGUCAUUAAUCAUAAAGAGAUGAAAUGUGGAAAAGAAGGGACCACUGAAUCCUUUUUUGUUCGAAGUCAGACAUCAUGCAAAUAAAAUAAAACACAAAGGAACAUUUAUGUUAAGAAGGAAAAUGCCAAAGAAAAAGAAAAACCUAGGUGUGAGCCCAUCGAAAAAAAUCAAAAACACAGAGACAAUUCCGGCUGAAUUCAUGUCCUCAGCAUCUGAUCAAGCAAUGGUACAAACGCCACAUGGGACCAAGAAAGAGGAGCUCAUCAGCAAUCUUUCAGAAGUAUUUUCUGAUCUGGAUCCCACUGUCAUUUACAUGGUGCUGUCUGAAUGUGAUUUCCAAGUGGAAGACACAAUGGAUUACCUUCUGGAAUUGUCCACAGCUGCAAAGGAUAUAACAUCCGAAGUCUCAGGUUUUGAUUCCAUAUCUGCAUCACUGGUUGGUGAAAAUCAGCCUUGCUCUGAAACAGAUGGCCAAAGUUCUGCUUCAAUAAAAACUGUGAACUCUAGUAAAGAAACUGAGAAAUCUUUAUCAUCUGAAGAACUUUUGUCCUUGCUACAUAAUUCUUUGGGGGAAGAUAAUGUAGAUUGUGAAAUGAAGGAUUCAGAAAAUGACCAGAUCUUGGAUAAUCUUUCUCUGGCUUUGUACUAUAAUACUCCUGACUAUGUUAAGGAGUCAUCUCAGCAUGUAAAAUCCAGUUUAGGUUAUAAUGCUAUGCUUUCUUCACAACAAAUGGAAACAGACAGUGAAAAAAUAGAAAGCACCUUUACACCAUUAAAUGCAGAUUGCUAUAAAUCCUCUGACUUGAUUUGUAGAAAAUCAAGUGUUCAGACAAAGGCUAGCCCAUUAGAUGAGAUCGAUACUUUUGCAUCGGUUCCAGAGAACUGUAGUUUGCCUGCAGUAGUACUUGACAGUGGUGUGGUACUUGAAGGUAUUCCCCUAGCAGACAAGGAAGUGUCUGGUACUGACUCAUCUCAAACACAUAACAUUUGUUCGGACUUUACAACUGAAAAUGGAAUACCAACUCAACUCCACCAGGAAUUUGCUGAAUCUGAGACAGUUGUGUUUGAUAGUUUUACUUCACAAGAUGCUACAAACCAGGCACAUGCCAUGGAUGUGCACCAGAGUCCUAAAAAUGCUGCUGUGCCUGAUAUCUGUGCAGGAUCUGGUUUAAAAUUCACAUCUUUUAUGAAUGUUGACCCAACUCAUCAGAUGUGGAAUUCAGAAUUUUCAUUGCUUCAGAAGCAAGCACAAGGGCCUAUUUUUUAUCCUACAUUUUAUCCUCAAACUACAAAUCAUAGCUUUGUAACGCCAGUUGCAAUCAGCCCAGGGAAGUGGAGACCUUCUUCAGAUUACAGAAGUCUUCGAAAAACAUGUAUCCCUCAAGCAUUCUCUCAAUCCUGGGACAAUGGCUCCUCUGUGCCAAAGGUAUUGGGAAAUAAAGAUGGAAGUCAAAAAAUGAAUUUAUCUCAAGUCCAUCCACUUGUUGGUUAUCAUGCGGUGAGAAGGAAGACUCCUUUUGCAGGUCAUGUCCUUGUUCUUCUUAGAGGGGUUCCUGGAUCUGGCAAAUCAUAUUUGGCAAGAGCUCUGCUUGAAGAUAAUCCUGGUGGAAUCAUUCUUAGUACAGAUGAUUAUUUUUACCAAAAAAAUGGGGAGUACCAGUUUGAUGCUAACUGUUUAGGAGAAGCACAUGAAUGGAAUCGAAAACGAGCCAAAGAAGCUUUUGAAAAACGGAUCACACCCAUAAUAAUAGACAACACAAACACUCAGGCUUGGGAGAUGAAGCCUUAUGUUGUUUUGUCACAGCAACACAACUAUAAAGUUAUAUUUCGUGAACCGGAUACUUGGUGGAAGUUUAAACCAAAAGAACUGGAAAGGCGAAAUAUUCAUGGUGUGUCUAAAGAAAAAAUCAAAAAAAUGUUGGAACGCUAUGAACGUUGCCUGACGGUUAAUUCAAUUUUGAAUUCUUCAAUCCCAGAUGAAUUGAAAAGUGCAACCUGUGAUGAAAUUCUUCAUCAGAAAAAGGAACUAGGGAAAGAAAUUGUGCAUUCUUAUGGGGGAAAUGCAGAACUUUUUAUUUCACCUUUAAAAUGUCCAGAUGACAAACAUUUCUCAGAGAAAGCUGCAGUAGAAAAUCAGAAACUUAAGAAGGAAAAACAUGACACUACAUAUAAUUUACAAGAAUGCGGAGUCCAUCAGGAUGACUUGGGUAUUUACACCUCAUCCAGGAAAGACAAAAUUGAUUCUUCUUCUGAAAUGGAAGUAAUUAGAAGUGACAUCACAAUAUUAAGGGGAAAGGCACUCUUGGAUUCUUGCGUCAAUGAAAACAUUCAGGAAUGCAAUAACAGUGAAUUAAAAGUUCAAGUAGAAGCAAGUCAGUCCACUGGAAUAGUAAUAGAAACAAAAUCAACAGAGCAGCAACUUACGGACUUGAGAGAGUCAACUUUAGACAAAUCAGAGGUGUUCAAUUUUGUGGGAGACUGGCCAGUAGAACAAACUAUGGGGCAGAGGGUGAAAAGAGCCAAGAAACUUGCAAAGGAUCACAAAGAAGAUAAAGAUGCAAGCAUGACCAGUUUGGGCUCAUUAAAGAGUCAAAAAGAUGGUGAAAAAAUGGGCCUGAUUGAUAUUCUGAAGGAAAUGGGGCUUUCUGAAAAUAAGGACGAUGACAAUCACCAGGCCUCUGCCUCUAUGUCUGGAACUGAUUCAGAAAAAGAUACAACAGGAUGGCAAAUAGAAGGAGACUGGCCUGUUCAAAAUUCUCUAGGACAAAGGCAAAACAGACAGAAAAGAAUAUCUCAAAAAAUUCUUAAUGAAUCAGAAGGGAUUACAAGUAGUCAGUGUGAUACCAACAUAAAUAUUCCAAACACAGGAGUUAGCCUUUCAGGAACAUCUGCAAGCAUUGACGAAAAGAAGGAAGGUUUUCAGGCAUCUGAUAACUCAGUUUCUGACACCGUUUAUAAGAAGAAGCCAGUGCAGAAUAAAAGAAUACGGAAGCACCAUAAAUUAGCCCUAACAUUUACCAAUAAUUUGACCCUUAGCAAACCAGAGGAACAGUUGGCUUUGCAAAAUGAGCUGGAGCAGAAACCUGACGAAUGCAUCAUGAUAGUGACCAGCAAGCAUUCACAAACAGAACCUCGUGAUUUUGCUCUUCUUUGGAGGCUUGAAAGGAAAAUAGUAGUUUCACAGGAUACCAAAGUUUUACACGGCAGGCUAGAUGGGUUCAUACCAAAAAGUAUUGAUGCUACCUCAGAUUGUCCAGAAAAAAUACCUUAUAAAGUAACUUAUGAGAAAAGCACAUAUGUGGAAGAAAGUGAAUUUGUCAGUGUCGAUGAAUCUGAAAAUCUAAAUAUUUUGUGUAAACUCUUUGGCUCCCUUUCGUUUGAUGCACUAAAAGAUUUGUAUGAACGAUGUAACAGGGACAUUGAUUGGACUACAGGAAUCCUCUUAGAUUCCGAUGCAAAGUUAGGCAAAGAUGAUGAGAUUGAAUGCUUGCAGAAGAGAGGUACUCAGUCUCUUAAGUCUGAAGAAAAUGUUAAUUGUGAAGGGGCCGUUGCAAACUCUGAAGAGAUCAAGCAAGAAACAGUGGAUGUGACUUCUAGAUUUACUCCAGAUUCUGAAAUAACGAGUAACUUAGUUGAUAAUGGACAACAUAUAAUGAAAGAAAUCUCCAAGGAAAAUAAUGAAAUACCCAACUUGUUAGCAAAUGUGGUGAUUGCUCCCUCAGAAGGAGACAAUAAUUCCAACCCAACUCUUCCAGAAGCUCUUCCAGAAGAAGCAGAGGAGGAGGAGGCACCUCUCUUAGAUCAUACGAAAACACACACAAAAGAGAUGUACUCUGUUUCAGCGUUAGUAAAUGAGCAGCAGAACAUCACUGUACACAAUGAAAAGAAUGUGUGUGUCUCUGCGAUGGUAUCUGACAAUCUGAAUGGAAGCUUCAGCACUUUGAAACCUGCUUUUGAUAUGGUAUCAGAUAAUACAUCUUCAAAAUAUCAGGAGUACUCAGCUCUAAAAGAUACACGUGUUCAGGAGAUGUCAGAUGUAAGACAAACAGAAAAAUUGGGAAAUAUUGGAGGCAGGUUUGAAGAGCACAAAGAAAUAAAACCUAAACCAUUGUUUUCAAAGGAAGCAGAAAGGAAACAGAACAAUAUGCCUAAUCAAGAAGCUGACACAACCAAGAUACAGAACUCCACACCUGCGUCAAACCCUGUGAACAUAAAUUGUUUGGAGCUGACCUUACCUCCAGAAUUAGCCAUUCAAUUAAGUGAAAUAUUUGGACCGGUUGGUGUUGAUUUAGGAUCACUAACUGCUGAUGAUUAUGUGGUUCAUAUUGAUCUCAAUUUGGCCAGAGAAAUUCAUGAGAAAUGGAAAACAUCUAUUAUGAAGCGUCAGAAGAGAGAGGAGGACUUAAACAAGCUCCUUGAAGAAAAUCCUAUGCUAUUUGAGCAGUUGCACCUUGAUGAGCUGAACAGUGCCCUUUGUCAAUACGAAAAUAGUCAAGCACAAAAGUCUGGGAAAGCUGUAGAUGAAAUAUCUGGAAAGACAGUGGCUUCGGACAUUUUUCCUUUCAUGGACCACUGGAAUGUCCAGACACAGAAAGUAUCUCUUCGGGAGAUUAUGUCUGAAGAAAUUGCCUUGCAAGAAAAACAGGAACUGAAAUGUUCUCCUUUCAUGGCUAGAAAAGACUGUGCUGCCAGACUGAAAGAGAAGCAACUCCUGGAGCUAUUCCCAACGAUAAAUCCAAACUUCUUAAUGGACAUGUUCAAGGACAACAAUUAUUCUUUGAAACAAACGGUUCAGUUUCUAAAUACUGUCCUGGAAGCCGAUCCGGUAAAAACUGUUGUUGCCAAAGAAACUGCUCAGAGUGCCAUUCUACCGACUGCUUUGAAGAAAAAGGUCAAAAAGACCAAGGAGCUAGAAGACAUUCUCAGUGAGAACAUGUUUCAAGACUUUGACUAUCCUGGCUAUGAUGACUUCAGGGCUGAGGCAUUUCUUCACCAGCAGCGCAGGCAAGAGAGUCUGACAAAAGCUGGGGAAGCAUAUCGCAUGGGAAUGAAGCCUGUGGCAGCAUUUUAUGUGCAACAGGGUCGCCUUCACGAGCAGAAGAUGAAAGAAGCAAAUCAUGCUGCCGCUUCGCAAAUCUUUGAGAAGGUGAAUGCCUCCAAACUGCCUGAAAAUCUUUUAGAUCUUCAUGGUCUUCAUGUGGAUGAAGCUUUGGAUCAUCUGAGUAGAGUACUACAGGAAAAAGAAGAAGAGUGCAGCCUGGCUGGUGGUAAACCAUAUCUCUACGUGAUCACAGGAAGGGGAAACCAUAGCCAGGGAGGAGUUGCUCGCAUCAAACCAGCCGUUAUGAAAUACCUCACAAGCCACAAGUUCAGGUUCACAGAAAUAAAACCAGGCUGCUUGAAAGUCAUGCUGAAGUAAAUGGAUAUCACCAAGAUGACAGCAAUAGCUGGAAUAACGUCGCAAUUUAUUGGUGUUGCUGUGUAUUUUGAAAAACAAUAUUUUUCUGGAAAUCUAUUAACUUAUUUUUAGCAGAUGUUUUUUGGUCAUAUCACUUCUCCUUUCCGUACGAAAACUGAAUGGGGUGGUGGUUUUUAAGAUAUUUAUUUUUGCAGGCCAUUGCUCUCAAGAAAUGCGUUGUGAAGUGCAUUCUGCUUUUUGUACAAGAAGUGACCUUUCAAAGGGAAAUAACAGUUCCAUCUUGUAACAGUAGCUGUGAAUGUCUGGAGCACUAUCCUUUUUGACGUUGUCCUUUUUGUAUUAGCAUUUUUAAACCUGGCAAGUUUUAAAUAUUUCUUUUUGCAAAAAAAAUGUUUACCAUGCUCACCUUUUUUGACUAAAUUGCAUCACUAACUGCCCUGAGUCCUUUCGGGGAGAGAGGACAGGUUAUAAAUAAAGAUUUAUAUGAUUAUUAUUAUUCAAA
Molecule: messenger RNA, 6328 nt
Organism: Anolis sagrei ordinatus
Lineage: Eukaryota; Metazoa; Chordata; Lepidosauria; Squamata; Anolidae
Source: RefSeq, a predicted model, not a curated record